Molecule: messenger RNA, 321 nt
Organism: Eubalaena glacialis (North Atlantic right whale)
Lineage: Eukaryota; Metazoa; Chordata; Mammalia; Artiodactyla; Balaenidae
Product: small ribosomal subunit protein mS33-like
Exons: 1
Coding region: 1-321 (106 amino acids)
Cellular component (GO): mitochondrion
Source: RefSeq, a predicted model, not a curated record
AUGUCUUCAGUUUCAGAAUACGCCUUUCACAUGAGUCAUCUGAGUGCCCAGUUGUUUGGUGAAGUUGCCAGACCUACUGAUUCCAAAUCCAUGAAAGUGGUGAAGCUGUUUAGUGAGCAGCCUUUGGCCAAUAGGAAGGAGACUUAUGACUGGUAUCUAAAUCACAACACUUAUUUUGCACUCAUGGCAGCACUAUAUUUUCUUGGCCUCUACAGAGACGAGCAUCAGGACUUUAAGGAUGAGCAGCUGCAUCUGAAGAAGAUUUGUGGAAAGCGGAAACCAAGGAAAGGAGAAGGGAAAAGAACAGCGAAAAAGAAAUAG